UGACUUGACCCGUCACGUGCCAACAUGGCUGCUGGUGUUUCCGAAGAAGAUUUCUCCAACCUGCAGCUUCUUCUAAAGGCUCCGUCUAAAGAUGCAGUGAGAGACGUUUGUGUUCAGAGUCACAAAGACGGUUCGAAUCAUCGUCUGAUUGAAAACACCGCAGCUACAUUCAGCAUCUCUGCAGCUGAGGCAACUCGGCUGAUCCAGUCCCUUCACGUUCUGUCACAUCACGUCCUGUACCAGAACCUGACGUCCCCUGAGCAGAUCCUGGCCGUCUUCCCAGAGUCCUUCCACUCCAGUCUGAAGAACCUAAUCACCAAGAUCCUGCUGAAGAACGGUCCAACAUGGAGGACAGAGGCUCUCAGUAAUCAAAUCUCCCUCCCUCAGCUGAAGGACCUGGACUGGAGAGUUGACCUGGUGUCCGGCUCAGACUCACUCAGUCGUAUGGCGGUGCCGACCUGCUUGGUUCAACUGAAGCUGGAGGAUCCGUGUCCACCAGCAGGAGAGGACACUGUUUCUACAGUGACGGUGGAGCUGAGCAGAGAGUCUCUGGACACGAUGCUGGACGGACUGGGACGGAUCAGAGACCAACUGUCUGUGGUGGCUGGGAAGUGAGACGGGUCUGUCUGCAGACUUCAACAAACAGAUUGUUCUGAUCUUUGACAACAAAAAAACAUUAAAAACAGUGAAAAGAACCAUAACCUGCAGCUGUUUUUGUAUUUUUACUGUAAUUUUUUUUUCAUUUGGCUGCAGUGCAUCAUGAAAAAGUUUCUGGUAACCUAUUAAAAACAUAUAUUGUAAUUAUUUUGACAUUUUGUUUG
Messenger RNA from Nematolebias whitei (Rio pearlfish), 821 nucleotides. RefSeq names its product COMM domain containing 9 (gene commd9). The transcript is spliced from 6 exons. The record is from RefSeq and is a predicted model, not a curated record. Bases 25 to 615 code for a protein of 196 amino acids. Lineage: Eukaryota; Metazoa; Chordata; Actinopteri; Cyprinodontiformes; Rivulidae.